Messenger RNA from Erigeron canadensis, 692 nucleotides. RefSeq names its product protein HIGH ARSENIC CONTENT 1, mitochondrial. The transcript has 6 exons. The record is from RefSeq and is a predicted model, not a curated record. The coding region runs from base 101 to 520 and encodes 139 amino acids. Lineage: Eukaryota; Viridiplantae; Streptophyta; Magnoliopsida; Asterales; Asteraceae. Gene Ontology annotation, molecular function: catalytic activity.
UAUGUGUAUUUGACCAUGUAAAAGUCAACUUUUGAUGGUACAAAUUGAUGAAAGCAUUAGACAUAAUUUUAUAUAGUUCAUCAUCAAAGGGUUGAUUUUUAUGGAUUCCUCCAACUCCAAGAGUACCGUCGAAGAUGUGGUCACAAUAGAUGUUCAUGUAGCAAAAGAUCUUCUUAACUCCGGACAUCGAUAUUUAGAUGUCAGAACAAAUGAAGAAUUUAACAAGAGUCACGCGGACAAUGCACUAAAUAUCCCUUACAUGUUCAUCACACAAGAAGGAAGGGUGAAAAAUCCUGAAUUUAUAGCUCAGGUUUCUUCUCUUUGUGAUAAGGAGGAUUCACUCAUUGUGGCUUGUAACAGUGGAGGCAGAUCGCUUAAAGCUUCUAUCGACCUCCUUACAGCAGGCUACAAGAAUGUAAAGAACAUGGCUGGGGGAUACUCAGCAUGGGUUGACAAUGGGUUUGCUGGAGACUUGGCACCAGCUGAGGAGUUAAAAACGGCUUGCAAAUUUCGCCGCUAAUGAUAAUGUGCACUCUAUAUUACUGUGCAUUAUGUGUGUAAGCAUUAUCUGUUUAUGUGGUUUGCAUAUGUUUCUUUGAAAGCCCUCAUAAAACACGCUUGUGGUGUGCCCAUGAAUAUUUGUUUCGUUUAUGUGUAAUUGUGUUUAUUCAAAGAAACCAACACUCAGACUA